AUGAAGGAAAACAUAACGAAAAAUGGGUACUUACAAAACGCUCUUGAUUUUCUUCUUACGCUUCUGCUGAAUGCGAAUAAACUCAAGACAGCGGCCUGUUGGAAAGUUUGUGCCACUGCCACAGCCGAUAGGCUUGUCCAUAAACUUAUAGUCAAGACCACGCAGGCCCUUGAGAAGAAGAUUCGCUCGCGGCUUGCCCAAAUCAGAGAAACUCAAACAUCUACCGAGAAUAACAAUAUGGAGUUACAGAACAACUAUUCUUUCCUAUCUCUGUCGCUUGUCUGUUCUUACCUGCAGGUGGUACUGUCUCAAAGUCUUGACUCAAAGAUCCAUCUCGCAAUAAUAUGCUAUUAUCUUGAGACGAUCCGUCCUAUUCGUUAUAAUAUCGAUGGUAUAGCUCUUAUUCGCUUCCACGAUAGAUCAAACGAUGGGAUGUUGGAGCCCAUUCAUUGGUGGUCUUGUAUCGAAUUGUGUUUCCCAGCUGUUACUCCUCCCAUAAGGAAAGAAUACGCGUGA
This is a messenger RNA of Botrytis porri, 516 nucleotides long. RefSeq lists its product as uncharacterized. The transcript is spliced from 2 exons. NCBI's taxonomy places the organism in Eukaryota, Fungi, Ascomycota, Leotiomycetes, Helotiales, Sclerotiniaceae. The record is from RefSeq and is a predicted model, not a curated record. Bases 1 to 516 code for a protein of 171 amino acids.